Messenger RNA from Dreissena polymorpha, 1774 nucleotides. RefSeq lists its product as uncharacterized. The coding region runs from base 246 to 839 and encodes 197 amino acids. Lineage: Eukaryota; Metazoa; Mollusca; Bivalvia; Myida; Dreissenidae. The transcript is spliced from 6 exons. The record is from RefSeq and is a predicted model, not a curated record.
UUCAUGUGUUUUUUGGUGAAAGAAAAAGUUGAAGUUAUACAAAAAUACACAACUUUCUCUUCCUGGACGGAUCUAAUUGGCUACGUAUGUCCUUGAGAAUAUGUAUAAAAGGCUCCAUACUUCUUUCACGCCUAAUACUGCGUUAAUACUAAAGGAAGGAUUCCGCGCAGAGCAUCCUACAAACUAUAUCAACUAUUAUCAAUAGACGUCCUGCUUUUUAUUCGGAUUUUGAAGAUUGCUUAAUAAUGGACCACUACAUUAAGGCCAUUGUGGUGCUGUGUCUUGCACUCAGUCAUGUGACCUGUCAACUAAGCAAUGAGCCUGCUGACGUGCCAGAAAAUUUUAACACGACUUCAACAGAUUUAGGAAACGAGCAACAGAUUAAAGUCGUUGCACCAAAUGGAAAACUGCUUGCCACCAUUGAAGUUUUUACCGAGGAGGGCUUCGAAGUUCAAAAACCGACAGAUAGAAACAAGUGCCUUAUGAGUAAGAUCUCCGACAAUGGCACGUGUUUUGAUGAAGUACCCGUGGCAGAUAUCGACACGAUUCCAGACAAUAUUGCAGCUUUUUGCAAGGGGAGGGAGGUGCUUAGUUUGGUGCCAACGGACUGCAAUAACAAGGCGGUUGGGAACGAUGCAUCACCUGAUUCUUCCAAUGCUGGUGUUGCUAAGCGAUCUCUCUACAGCACUUGUCAUCGGUGGACAAAGACGUAUCAUUCGGUUUGCAGGACCUACUGUUGCCGACGCUUCUUCUUCUACUGCCUGAGAACAUGCUGUACAUGCUCUACAACCACAGUUUGGACACGCCACACCAUCACUGGCUACCAUUACCCUUAUUAAGGAUGAUAAGUCCACUUUCAACAAGCAUAUUAAACAUGAAAUGAACUGAUUUAUUGAACAUUAUAUUUUAAAUACGUUAAAAUCUAAUUAUUGAUAUGUAACUCGUAUACAUUUACUAGUUUAGAAUAGUGUUUAUGCUUGAAUUACUGUUUCUAUGUUUUUUCUAUUUACUUAAAGGCAAAUAUGUUAAUGGUUUAGACAUGAAAAUAAUCAUAUUAUUAUGGUUUUGUUCCAAGGGAAACAGUCGCAAUAUGACAUAGUUUAGUGUUUCACGAUUCAUUUAUGUUGAUCGGUAGUAUCUUUGUAAUAUUUUUGCAUCUUAACGCAUAGAAAUUAGUGGUUUAUUUACUUGUGUUUAUUAUACCAUUUUAUUCAAAUAUAUGUUUAUGCAUAUUUUUUUAAUAUUUGUUUUGAUGUAUCGAUUCUCCUUCUAUCGAACAUACAUUAUAAAUAAGUGGAGAACUUAUUUGGUUGUGACCAAUUCCAUAAAAACAAUAUUUUACUGCUUUAUGUAAAAAGCAUUAUAGCACUUUUAACCACUUUUUAAAAAUGUUUUCUUAUUCCCAUUUCUUUUAAAGUAGCAUAAAAGGUGUACAUCAUGUUUUUCUGCGAAAGAUUUCACUGCUGUUUACCAGAUUUUUUUUGUAUUGCAUCUGUUAUCUUCGGAAUCGUGAAUAAAAAGAUAAUUUUAAAAAUCCAUUUCCAUUAUCUAGUAGUUUGGCUACAGUUUGUAACAUGUUCUUACUUUGUUUUCAAUUUUACUUUUAGUUUGUCCGUGUACUGUGCCUAAAGAAUGUUAAGAAAUCAAAAUGUUUCACAGUAACUGUUAAGAAAUGUGCGCUACUACCAUAAUACAUAUAUAUUAGUCGAUUAACAAUUAUUGGUGAUUCUGCUAUUCUUUUUUGUAAAACCUUAUUAAAAUAAUUGUAAUCUUA